Macrosteles quadrilineatus (aster leafhopper) is the source of this 3107-nucleotide messenger RNA. Its product is annotated as serendipity locus protein alpha-like. The record is from RefSeq and is a predicted model, not a curated record. The coding region runs from base 1 to 1968 and encodes 655 amino acids. Gene Ontology annotation, molecular function: actin filament binding; beta-catenin binding. The transcript is spliced from 10 exons. Gene Ontology annotation, biological process: cell migration; cell-cell adhesion; cellularization. Lineage: Eukaryota; Metazoa; Arthropoda; Insecta; Hemiptera; Cicadellidae. Gene Ontology annotation, cellular component: adherens junction; cytoplasm; membrane.
AUGUUGAAAUUAACCAAACCAUUUCAAAUAGGAUCACGGGCGCAGCAUCGCACUUAUGUUUGGUCUCAUGUGGCGUCCCACAGGGAUCGAUUCUGGGUCCUUUGCUGUUCUUAUGUUACAUACCCGGACUUCCUGAAGCGCUACAGACUGUUCCCCAUACAAGGUGUCUGGUAUGCGUGUGAACGGCUUCGAUGUUGUGUGUCAGAGUUACGGCAGAUUUGUUGUACCUCGGGCAAAGCUGAAGACAACAAUGGUGACUCUGGAUCGUUCCUGCUACGUGUGGACGAAGCUUUGCAGUUGUUGGAAGUCCAAGGAUCAUCUGUAGCCUCCGAAUCCUCAUGGACUCAACUCAUCAAUGACAUAAUCUAUCAGGCUGUUACCAUAGCCAAGAUGGCCACUGACCUGGACUACAACGAAAUAACAUCAGCCUGCCACGGGAUUUUGGAAAUGAAUUCUCAGUUGGUGAAUGAAGGCUCAGCUAAUUCAAACCAACUUUCUCACCUGACGGAUGCCAUGUUCAACCAUCUUGUCACUUUGGAGGAAAGGGUCAAUCUGGCCAUCCUCAGGCUUUUCUUGCAGGUAUUCUCAGAGCCAUGCAGACCAGUGAAGCAGUUGGUGCGCCAGUGUAGACAAGCGCCGCCCGACCGCUCUCUUGGUGAUCUGGACCCUCAAGUAGCUGAGCUUGACACUCACAUAGAACGAGUGAUGCUCAUUGUACAGUUUGCUGUCUCAUGCUGUGAAAAUGCUACCAGAGUUUUGGGCAUGAGGUGUUGUCUGGCCAGUGUAGAAUCUAUAGACAACUACUUAGUCCCAGCAUUAAAGGCAUUGUAUCUGACAGCUGGAUGUGAAGAUAAACGUAGGUUUGCUCAUUUGUUGUGUGACCACUGGCAAGACGAAACAAAAAAUCUCCAGUCUCAUUUAGACAAUAUAAUCGACUCCACAGCCUUCAUUAGGGUGGUGCAAGAGAGUGUGAAUGAUCUUAGCCAACAACUGUGCAGAGGAGAGACUAAGGAGGAAGUUGGCAGAGCAAUAGUCAAGCAGAGCUGGCUGUUGUACAAGCAUCUCUCUGGUUCUGGAUUGUCACUUGAUUUAACUCAGCUGAAGCAAUGCGUGAGUGAGUUUGAGGCUGCAGUCAACUGUGAGGUUUCACUUGCUGCGGUUGUCAAGAGAGCGAGACUGGUCUUGUCCGCUAUAGACAAGAUAGCCGACUCUCAGAACAACACACAACCAUGUUACCAGCAGCCUUUAGAUGAGAACACUAACCCAGAACCUUCACAAAUGGUCAGGAGUAUUAGAGAUCUCCCUCUUGAUAUAUCAUUAUCAACUUCAAAAUCUCAGCAUGCUUCUUACAGACCACCAUGGUUGCAGAGAAAAAUCAAUGACCUGAAAGAGAAGACACGAGUAAAAUCAGACAACAUAAAAUUAAAAGAAGAAAAAGAUGCAUUUUCUGCGAGAAGCGUAGUUGAAAAUUGUAUCACCCCCGAUCACAAAGCUAAAAUAAGUAAUUUUCAGACACCAAAAAAUACAGUGGAUAGUGAUGAGAACUUGUUGACUCCUUUUUUGAAGAAAACCACAGAGAGGAAUGCCACUCUGUACCAGAGAACACCUCGCAGAGUUGUCCAGAACCAGAUGUUGGACAGUCUGAGUCCAGCCUCGCAAUGUAGCUGGUCUGUUGGCCACCCUGCCAGUCUAGUAUUGGAUAUCUCAGAAAUUCUGGACAGCUUGAGUGAGCUUGCUGACACUUUUUCAUCCAUAAAAGAAGCAGAAGCGAUCAGCUGGCAACAGCCUCAGCCGACCCCAGCGUCAGACGCCAUGCACAAGUACUUCUCUGGCAACUCCUUAGACAGUCAAUGGUUCUCUUUGGCCUCUGUCAGGACUGAUGAAGUGUCUGCUGAUGUGGAAACUCCUGAGAGGCUACUAGACCUUCAACGAGUGGACGAGAAAAUACGCAACCUUAAGUUAUCAUGACCAAACUGUGAUCAUAGACUAAGGAAACAAAGCAGACGGGCAGCAGUCGUUGCGCGUGUGUUAGUUCAUGAUGCGUGUAUCAGGCAGCGCCACUGUUGAUGAUGCAAAAGAUCUCCUUUACCGACGCGAGUAUGACGAACGGUGUUCUCCUACUAAAUUACUUACAUUUUUAGAUUGAAAUUUACAUAUUUAUAAUCUGCAAAUGUUACAAAACAGAUAUAAAUCUGGAUUUAAACUAAAAGUCAUAAACAUUUCAGUUGAAUAGGUGUGAGAAAGGAUAGGAUAAGCAGGCUUACCUUAAGAAAUGUAGACAUCCCACUUCAUUCACUACAGAACACAGAAGAAAACACAAAACAAAAUAAGUUGGAUAAUAGUUAUAAAAUACAUGAGUAGUGAAUUCAUGAAGACAUAGACCUAAAUGACAUUGCAAGCGUGGAAUUUUAUUUGAUGUUCAUGAUAGAAAAAUAUUUUUUUUAAUAAAUGUAGAUAAAUAUCUACUUAAAUACUCUAAAACAAAAAAUCUUCUAUUAACUGGCAUAAAAUAUCUAAUUCCACAUUGUAAAAAGCAAGCGUACAGUCCUAGCAAUGUAAAAUUAAUUUUAGUUUGCGAUUGUAGCUGUUGUUGUAUUGUUAAUUAGGCCUAAAGCUUCGUUUGAUAAUUCAAAACGGUUCAUUUGUUUAACUCAUGUUUUGUUAUUUGUUUACUUCAAUGUACACAUAUUAAACAUACACUUCAAAAAUUUUGAAACUGCAUAUUAUUCCUUUAUACACAAAAUAAAAGGGUAUUUACUCAGGGGAGGUAUAGAUGAGGUUACGAUGACAGCUGUGGGUUCUCAUUAGCAGAGGGAACACCAUUACCGUAACAAUACGGUCUUCAGCCAUCGGCCUCGGUGGUCUAGUGGAUAGCGUGCCGGGCUAAUAUGCUGUGAGCCCCGGGUUCGAAACCCGCUGGUGGCACUAACUUUUUGACUAAGAUUUUUUCAUUAUCAGCACGUUUGGUUGGUUUGGUUCGGUUAUGACAGUUUAAUUUUAUUAUUAAGUCAUUAUAAAAUUUUAAUUGAGCAAUUUCUAGUUUUAUUUAUUGAACAGAAUUAUUUUUUCUAUUAAUAAACUUUUUUAUAUUAUUUCAUUAUCAGCAA